Molecule: messenger RNA, 1935 nt
Organism: Salvia splendens (bonfire salvia)
Lineage: Eukaryota; Viridiplantae; Streptophyta; Magnoliopsida; Lamiales; Lamiaceae
Product: pentatricopeptide repeat-containing protein At1g02150-like
Exons: 2
Coding region: 111-1805 (564 amino acids)
Cellular component (GO): mitochondrion
Molecular function (GO): protein binding
Source: RefSeq, a predicted model, not a curated record
AAAAAUCUGUAAAAUACCAAAAUCCCAAAUUACAGAGGCGCGCCAUUUCCACUCUCACACUCUCAGCAUAAACCCUAAAUUCCAAAAUCCUAACUUUCCACUGCAAAAUCAUGCUACUCCAACCCACUGCUCAAAUUCUUCCCCCAAAUUAUCACCAGAAGAAUUCUAAUCAUUUGCAGAUUUCGAGCUCGCUCUCAUUGUCGUCUGGGCUUCAAAUUUCUGCUUUUUUUCAUAAACAGCCUAAUUUAUCCAUCGCUUUUAAAACCCUCAACAAUCCAGCGUUUGUCACGUGCUCGUCGGCACCGCAGCCUUACAGCUAUGGAACUGUUGAUUACGAAAAUAGGCCGAUGGUGAAAUGGAACGCUAUAUUCAAGAAGAUAUCGUUGUUGGACAGCUCGGUUUUGGAUGUGGGCGCUGCUUCCGUGUUGAAUCAGACGGAAAAUGAGGGAAAGAAGCUAUCCAAAUGGGAGCUCUCCAGAGUGGUGAAGGAGCUCAGGAAGUUCAGGCGCUUCAGAUUGGCUCUUCAGGUUUAUGAAUGGAUGAAUAAUAGAGCAGAAAGAUUCCGAAUAACCACAAGUGAUACUGCUAUUCAGCUAGAUUUGAUUGCUAAAGUGCAUGGGAUGUCAAGGGCUGAGCAAUAUUUUCAGAAGCUCCCAGAUGAUUUGAAAGAUAAGAGAAUAUACGGAUCCCUUUUGAAUGCUUAUGUCCAUGCUAGAAUGAGAGAGCAAGCUGAAUCUCUGAUGGCUGAAAUCAAGAAUAGAGGAUAUGCUAGUCAUCCACUUCCGUAUAAUGUGAUGAUGACUCUCUAUAUGAGUUUUAAAGAAUACGAAAAGAUUGAGCCACUGAUAUCUGAAAUGAAGGAAAAGGGCAUAGCAUUAGAUUUGUACACAUACAACAUUUGGAUUUCAUCCUGUGGUUCUUUGGGAUCCCUGGAGAAAAUGGAACAAGUUUUUAAUCGUAUGCAGCUGGAUACCACCAUCAAUCCCAAUUGGACUACGUAUAGCACAAUGGCCUCAAUGUAUAUCAAGUUUGGGCAGUUCGAGAAGGCUGUAGACUGUUUGAAGAAGAUUGAAAGUAGAAUGACUGGUCGGGAUCGUAUGCCAUAUCACUAUCUCAUGAGUCUGUAUGGCAGCACUGGAAAUAAAGAGGAUGUCUAUCGAGUUUGGAACAGCUACAAGGCUUCAUUUGUCAAUAUUCCAAAUGUGGGCUACCAUACUAUGAUCUCUGCUCUAAUCAGAAUGGACGACAUUGUGGGUGCUGAGGAGUUAUACGAUGAAUGGCUUGAAGUGAAAUCAGUAUAUGACCCUAGAGUGGGAAAUCUUCUCUUGAGUUCAUAUGUCAGAAAAGGGCUUUUCCAGAAGGCAGAGACCCUUUUCGACCAGAUAAUUGAGGCGGGAGGAAAGCCUAAUUCUAUGACUUGGGAGAUCGUCUCAGAAAUCCAUAUCCAAAAUUCAAGGAUUCCUGAGGCUUUAUCUUGCUUUCAGAAUGCUGCUUCAACUGAAGGCUCGAAAAACUGGAGGCCGAAGCUGACCAAUGUCUCUGCCAUUCUUGAUUUUUCCGAGAAAAAUGGUGACAAUGCAACAAAGAAUGCCUUGAUAGAGGUCCUGAGACAAGUAGGCUCCCUUGAAGAUGAAGACUAUAUGUCGAGUUUAGCAUCACUGCGUGAUCCAUCGACCAAUAACAGAGAUUCAUCAACAGAGGAUAGAGUGGAUAGUCAUGAUGACGAAGAUGCAGAUUUUGCACUUCUAAACAACUCCAAGGAAGCUUGUGAGGGCCCCUCUCUCAUCUCUUUCGGAAUAGUUUAACAUGCACAAGGGAGGUACUGCCGCAGUUCAAUUAUGGUGUUGGCAAAUUUAUAAGUAAAUAUUGGGAUUUAAUCAUGUAAUAGCUACUGCUUCUUUCAGUAUCAAGAGUGAAUUUUGAACUUCCUCACAA